Messenger RNA from Alternaria hordeiaustralica, 1575 nucleotides. RefSeq lists its product as uncharacterized. The coding region runs from base 1 to 1575 and encodes 524 amino acids. The record is from RefSeq and is a predicted model, not a curated record. The transcript is spliced from 4 exons. Gene Ontology annotation, cellular component: nucleus. Gene Ontology annotation, molecular function: histone methyltransferase activity; zinc ion binding; protein binding. Lineage: Eukaryota; Fungi; Ascomycota; Dothideomycetes; Pleosporales; Pleosporaceae.
AUGGUCGUAAUCCCGGCCAACGGACACGAGAGGCGCCGUGUCCUAGUAGACCGCGUGCACUCAAUUGUGUCAAAUCGCGAUGAGCAGUAUCUGGUACGCUGGACGUCGGACACGUCGACAACGAAACCUCCGCUCAGCUGGCACUCAGUUAAGGACUUGGUGCGAUGCCUAGAGCAGAUUCAGGACUACCUCGAAGUGAGGGAGAAGAACCUACCGCUACCUUCAGACAUAAAACCUUCGAGGAAAAGAAAGAGUCCUGAUGGGGGUUCAUCGUACGAACGCCGCUCUUCACCAUUCGACCGGCGACUACAAGAGAGUCGCACGCCGUCAGCCUCUCGAUCUUCAUCCGUGUCAUCUGCAGCAACAGUCACGUCUCCAGCCAGUGACAUAUACAACGGCGUUUUGGAUGCCGAUCAAUAUGGUCAUGUAUUCUGCAGACAGGUGAGUCUUGAUAGAGAGCUUCCCCUCAUGUGCUUCACUGACAUGCGACAGGCCUCGGGCUCAGACAUACCUGAACUUGACAUUCGUACCGUGCCCACGCCAGAGAUGAACCGCAUUGCACAUCGUUCUAGUGUCGACAAAGCACUUAUGUACAUCCGCAAUGAGUAUGUCCGGAGACUAGCGAAAGUACCAGGCAAACCCAUUCACUUGUUCAAUGUGGUUGACAAAGCCACUCCCUCACUGCGCUUCCGAUACAUCUCCGAAUACGUCCUAUAUGAGCAACAAGGUGUCUACCGCGCGUCAUUAGAAACACAACAAGGCUGCCAACAGUGUUCAUCCCACAUGGGUCGUAACAUCGGAUGCGAAUACACAAAGAAGUGUGACUGUCUGGAAUACGCUGCAGUGGAUGAGAGCCGCCUCGAUGAAGAAAGAAAGCGGGAAUACCAACUUGCGCUCGAAAACGGAGAUUCAACAAUGGGCUUUCCGAAGAAAUUCCCUUACUUCGCCGAGGGCACGAAACGAGAGAAGACCGGCUGUCUCGUACCCUUUUACCUCAACUCCCGUCGUCCAAUCUACGAGUGCAAUGAUAAGUGCAACUGCGGCCCCAAUUGUCGCAACAAGAACGUUCAAUUCGGGCGUCAGGUCGAAGUGGAAAUAUUUAGAGCGAAUGACGGGCGUGGCUGGGGUCUCCGCUGCAAACAAGAUCUCCACGAAGGCCAAUUCAUUGACACUUACCGCGGAGAAGUCAUAACAGAUGCCGAGGCCACGCGUCGCGAAACCUCGUCGUCAAAAGCAAAAGCCUCCUAUCUGUACUCGCUCGACAAGUUUGCUGAGUCAGAAGGCCUCAAAGAAGAAGACCUCUACGUUGUGGACGGCGAGUUCAUGGGCGGACCAACAAAGUUCAUCAACCACUCGUGUGACCCAAAUUGCCGGCAGUACACUGUCUCCUAUAACAAGCAUGAUCCAAGAGUCUAUGACAUCGCGUUCUUUGCACGAAGGUUCAUUCCAAAGGGCGAGGAAUUGACGUUUGACUACCUUGAUAAGGAAGAGGGGGAGGAGAUGGAUGAGCCGGGUGAGGGGGCGCUUCCUUGUCUUUGCGGGGCGAAGAGUUGCCGCAAGUGGCUGUGGACGUGA